Messenger RNA from Apaloderma vittatum (bar-tailed trogon), 564 nucleotides. RefSeq names its product eukaryotic translation initiation factor 4E binding protein 1 (gene EIF4EBP1). The annotation marks the transcript as partial. Gene Ontology annotation, molecular function: eukaryotic initiation factor 4E binding. The transcript has 2 exons. The record is from RefSeq and is a predicted model, not a curated record. NCBI's taxonomy places the organism in Eukaryota, Metazoa, Chordata, Aves, Trogoniformes, Trogonidae. Gene Ontology annotation, cellular component: cytoplasm. Gene Ontology annotation, biological process: negative regulation of translational initiation.
GUACCAGGAUCAUCUACGAUCGUAAGUUUUUGAUGGAGUGCCGCAAUUCUCCGGUGGCCAAAACACCUCCUUCUGACCUUCCGGACAUUCCAGGCGUUACAAGCCCAAAUGUGGAGGAGUUGAAGAUCGAGAACAACCAUGUCCAGAACUGCGAUGAGAAAGCGAGCGCAGGUGAGGAAGAGCAGUUUGACAUGGACAUCUAAAGCACAUGCCCUGAGAGUGCUUAUCCAGUGAAGAACCAGGACCUUGUCUUGAGGAUUCCCACCAGCCAGGCUUAACAGUAGCCCAUGCCUUGAGUGCCUUCCUGCUUCCUGGGAAAGGCAGAUCCUUCCCUCCUGAGAACAGGGUGCGUCCUGCGACAGGGACUGGUCCCAGCCUCUCCGUGGGGGUGCCAGCACACCAGCACAGCCCCUGCUGAUGACGGGCCUCGGAGUGCCGGAGGAGACACUCUCAAUGAUUGGUUUUGUUUCCAGUUUUAUGCUUUUGUUAAUCAUUUUAAUACUGUAAAAGUACAGAAACGCAAUAUAAGGAAGAAAUAAAAAUCAGUUCGAGUCUCCUGCUGUG